AUGGACUCUAAAGAUACCACCAAGAAGCUCCGAGACUGGUAUCAAGACCAGAGUCCGCUUACAGUGGACAUUGUAGGAGACUUUGCUGGCCAAGAGUUGUUCGCGAUUCAUGGCGAGUCACUCAUUCGCUACUGUUUGACGGAAGCGAAAGUCGAUCUUGAUGAAGGCUUUCAGCUUUUGCACGCCGUGCACGCCGUCGAAAAGGUACUCAGCGAGUUGAAACGGCGGGAUUGCAACUUCGAUGUUCUCUUCUUCAGAGAUCACGAGAAUAUUUGCGUUUCCCAACAGGCAGUUGGCUCGACCAAAGGUGCCAAAUACCGCCUAACUCGUCGAAUUCUUAUUCAGCACUUCAUCAAGUCGAACCUUGAUUUUCGGAUUCUUGAAUUCGACUCCUUCAAAAGCAAUGAAUGCAAAAACUACUUGUCCGGCCACGGUGUGCAUUUCAUGCUAUGCGAUGACGGCAGAGCUGCCAACGUCGACCAGGCUACUCACCUGCAACACGUGAUAAUGGAAGUCAUGGAAAGUGGAAGGCACGUUGGAAUUAUUAAUUCUAUCACCUGGAGAAGUUCAAAGGUGUUUGUGUCAUUAUUGAGUGGAAAGAAAAAUGCUCUGUGUGGCUCAUCUCUCCAGUUGCCAGAGAUUGAGGCGAAGGAGCCUUUAUCGCUUUCAAAAGCAGUGCUUCUACAAACAACUCAACAUUCUUUCAGCGAUACAAAUCUCGCCGGAAGAGACAAACAUGCUGUGGUUUUCUGUCGUGCCUACAUCGAGCAUUGCGCUUCUACAAACAAAAUCAUCGAAGCUGACUUGCAUCGAGUGGAAGCCUUCCUCCUCCAGGCCGCAACUCUGCGGCAUUGCUCUCUUCAGGAGAGGGCCUGCGUGGAAGUUUCUAAGGAUGAUGAAAUUGUGUCAAGUCAAGACCAUGAAUUUCUCCACAUGUUCUGCGCAACAACCCAAGGUUUAAUGGAGGUGCCAUCCGAAUUGAAUGAACAGGAAGGUUGUGAGCUUUUUGACAUCGUCGAUGGACGAGUAUUUUUCUAUUUCCUCCGGGCGAUUAGAAGCGAAGGAGAGGUUCCCACCGAAAUUUUGGAGCAUGCCAAUGUUCUCUACAAUGAGACUUUCAGAGGACGGAACCCAGAACCCAAGAAACCCUUUGCUACACUCAAGCCAUCCAAGGUCUCGCGCCCUCCACCAAAAGCUGGAAAGAACUUGACUGCACUGCCUUUCAGUCAUCCGGUACUGGACACUUUUCUGAAAGAUGUCGAGAUCGGAGAGUCAGAAGAGACUCAAGAUCCUAAUGCAGAGCUUGUGUUCGAAGAUCUCAGACAUUGGCAUGCCUACAAACCUAUCACCCAACUCAAAAGCCGUGAGAGGUAUCCCAUUUGGGUUGAAAAGGCUCGACAGAAGAAAAUGCAGCUACGAAUGGCUGAAGUCUCUUCCUAUGCGGCAAGUCUUACUAGUAUCACUGGCAAGACCUUCAAUCGAGAAACCAUUGUGGUUAGCUCUCGGCCGAAACAGAGCAUUAGUACUGCCAGCAAGAUUGCUCAGCCAAAGCAUCACAAACAGAAACCCGGAAAAGGAGGCAAACAGAGUGCCAUUAUGGAAGCACAAAAACUAAUUGAUCAGAAAGCACAGGUAAAGCUGAUGGAUAUCCUGAACCACUGGCGCGAUAAAUACAACGAAUUUGAAAAGGUCAAUAGCCCAAUCGACCGCUACCUCAAGGCUCUGGAUUUCCAAUCCAAAGGAUCUAGCGGUAAUCACGAUGCCGUAAAGCCAGAGGUACAGUUGUAUUUAUGUCAUGUCUUGAUGGAGAUAUGGACCCAGGUGCGUAAGAAAACUUGUGAGUAUUCACUUGAAGUUUCAAUGAUCUGGAACUGGCUUGGGAAAAUAUCCAAGUCGGCUAAUUGUACACAUGAAAUUGCCAGCGCGGUGCAGCAGAUCCUCAAGGUACUAGCAGCGACUCCGUUGCCCAUUGCCACUCUCGAGACUUCUCGAACACUCCCGUUCUUCAUCAGGCCAAUAACGCUAAAGGGGAUUCCCAAGCUGGUCAAAAACACUCGACUUCUGCAACUUGAACAUGGCGGUCCCUACAUGGACAGACAGUUCGACUCUCAGCCGGAUGCUAAAGUGCAGUUCGAGCCUAAUGCCUGGCAACGUGAUGUUCUCGAUUGUAUCGAUCUGUUAUUACUUGCCCCCUGCCCUAUUAUUGCCCUUUCGGCUACAGUAGGCAACCCUAACGAGCUUAAAGACUGGCUAGCAAUAUUAUCUCUAAACAGAUUUGUGUUGGACGAUGUGAGCCUCGAGGCACGAGAUUGUCUCACACUGUGGAAGCACAUGAGAAAGACAUUCGCUGCGACACUUUUGUCAGACACGGCAAAAUUAGAUCCUGUGGAUGUCUUGCCUGAGUGGAUUGAGAAGCAUCAUGUUAUUGAAUGGGAGAAGGACCUCAAGGUUGUGCUUAGGGGAGCCAUGCAAAUGGAGAAUUCACCAUUUCCAGACCUACAAGAGAGCCUUCGGAAUUUGGAGUCUCCGGAUCAACCCUUUGUUACUCUUGAGCGACACUUUGAGAAACUCUUCCCUUUAGAAGGUAUUCGUGUUCCUCGUCGAUCUGAGGCCCUCGACGACGAGGAAAAUCUUUCCAAGCUUGACCUAGCUCGUGAGGAAGAGAGUAAUGAGCGUGAUUUCGAUGAUAUGGUUAGCAGUCUCACCAAGGAGACAGUUGACUUAUGGCUGAUUGAUGCUCUUCGUCGUAGGUUAGGUGUCCACCAUGCUGGUAUGAACCGGCGCUAUCGUCAGAUCCGCAUUCCCAUCAAGCGAACACCAAAGCGUGUUACUCUAGCAGCCCGGUCUCCAUCUGAAAUCUUUUUAAGGCAGCUGCCAGAGCCGGCAGAGAAGCUCAUGAUUAGCCACAAUCAAGAUGUCUUGUCAAUCUUCAAAGAUUAUAUCAGCUCAUAUAUCUGCCAACAUCUGCACGAUAAACCAGACCGAGAACUACCCUUGACCAAAGUGUUGGUUGGGUCCAGAAAGCCUUGCGACUCCUCAUUUAUGGGUAGAAACCCAGCCGUCAUUCGGUCACCGUUCACAGCCUUGUCUGGAUUUGGCGAUAGUUUCACAACCAUCAAAGAGUUAUGCUCAGACAUGCGAGUCAGGGUCUUCUUAGAAGAGUCUGCCAUAUCAUACAUCCCCAUCUGGCCUCACGAUACUGACACUAAAUUCAACGCUUAUCUCUACGACUUUUUCAAAUAUAGUAGUUUAAAAGGAGACAUCUGGUUUUACCUAAAAGAUUUUUCACUUGUGCUCAAGACCAUUGUGACCAGUCUAAAGGGUGCCAUGAGUGCUGAAGGAGACUAUAAUCCAGAUGGUUUUGGUGAGGAUGACACCUUCAUGGAGGAACCAGAAGAGACCGAGACGCAGAAACCAGAGGAGGUUGUCGAGAAGACUGUCGAGAAGACUGUCAAGAAGUCUAAAGCCGUUAUUGCGGAUAGCUGGGAGGACGACAGCGACGACGAGACAGAGCCCGAAAACACUGGGUCGACUGCUGCCAAUACUACGUCACAGUCGAGCGCGGACAGAAAGGGUGGAUUAAUCUUGGUCCUGAAGGCAUUCAAGUUGUUGGAGGAAGAGUUCAAUCCCCCUCGCAUCACUAACGUUCUAGAAGCACGAACGGAAACGCCGAAGAAGGCCACAAACAAAACCUUCUGGAAGGCCUUUUCUUUUAGUGGGGUGACGCUCAGAUCAGGGGCGGGCAGAAGAGUGCCAGGAUUAGAGGGCGAGGGCCUCAAUGGCGUCAUUGAACAUACAGGAAACACGGGCCUUAAAAACAAAAUGACAGUAUAUGUAAUGCUCAGCAACCAUGAGUGGUAUCUCCUCCGAAUCCCUCCACGUCAAAAAGGAAAAAUCGAGAUCCAUGAUGUUCAGAAAACCAUUUGCCAUACCAAGUAA
This is a messenger RNA of Fusarium pseudograminearum CS3096, 3939 nucleotides long. RefSeq lists its product as uncharacterized. Bases 1 to 3939 code for a protein of 1312 amino acids. The record is from RefSeq and is a predicted model, not a curated record. Gene Ontology annotation, cellular component: cytoplasm. The transcript has 16 exons. NCBI's taxonomy places the organism in Eukaryota, Fungi, Ascomycota, Sordariomycetes, Hypocreales, Nectriaceae.